UGUCAUCUCAGGGUUCCCUCUCCGUUUCUAUAGGUAGUCCAUAAUGAGUGUCCAUUGGUGUUUAUAGUGGCUGCCCCCUCCCACUCACCGCCUUGGCCCUGCCCACGUUUCCGAGGUCUCACUUUGGUUUAUCUUCUGACGUUCAAGUUCGCUGGAACGUCACGUCCGCACUUGAACUUGCAGCUCAGGGUUUGGGGAGGGCAUGAGGGGGAGGAGGAGGAGCGGGGUCUUCUCUCACUACAUGCGACCUCCAUCAUCAUCAUCAUCAUCACCAUCAUCAUCACCACCAUCAUCAUCAUCGUCGCCACUCUCCCGUUGCGCUAAAAGUCAUGAGGAUCUCCUUUACGCAGCCCGCAGCGCGUUACUCCCCCUCGCUCGUGCGCGUGUGAUCCGCGCACUUCACUUUUGCGUGUGUUUUGAGCGCCUCACUCGCGCGGCGCGUGAUUAUUACGGACGUCAGAUGCAUCCAUGAGGAGAUUUUCACUUGGAGUCUACCUGGAUUUCCCAAUGUGAGCUCCGCUGAGAAGCCGCCACUCCAGCCAACAUGUCUCGCCGCAAACAAGGCAAACCCCAGCACUUGAGCAAACGGGACUUUUCGCCUGAGCCCCUAUCAGGCGUUAUACCAGAAGAGGACUGUCAGGAGUCCCCUAGGCUGAGUAUUGCUCAGGGCGAACCCCUAAAAGGGGACCAGGACCUGCUGACGUGCGGCCAGUGCCAGUCCCGCUUCCCUUUGGCUGACAUCCUGCUGUUCAUUGAACAUAAACGAAGGCAGUGCCACGGGAGUCUCUGUACGGACAAACCCCUCGACAGGCCGCCGUCUUCGCCUCUCUCCUCGCCCCUCUCCACGUCAUCCUCGCACUCAAGGAACCACCACCACCCACGUAGGGUAUGCCGCCCGGUGGAGGUUGCCGUUCAGGUGUCGCCGCGGGACGAGGAUUGUUUAUCGACACCCUUGCAAGGAAUAAUCCCCAAGCAGGAGAAUAUUACAGAUAAAGAUGAGCCCAGCAGUUAUACCUGCACCACAUGCAAGCAACCCUUCACCAGUGCCUGGUUCCUUCUCCAGCAUGCUCAGAACACCCACGGUUUCCGCAUCUAUCUGGAGAGUGAGCCAGGCAGUCCCCUCACCCCUCGUGUAGCUGCUGCUCCAGGGAUGGGGGGUGACUGUGCCACGUCGCAGCCUCCCCUUCACGCCGUGCACCUGGCUGAAGGUAGUCCUUACAGCCUUCUGCGAAUGCCAGGUUCUGGGUCCGGACGAGAUUCAGUAUCCACUCCUCGAGAGGGCCGUUAUCCCCGGACCCCACCCCUGUUCAGCCCGCCUCCGCGUCACCACCUCAGUCCUGAUGACCUGGCCCUGGCAACCCACCAUCCCAGCGCCUUUGACAGGGUGAUGAGACUCAAUUCAAUACCACUUGAACCUCCCCCAAACAUGGACUUCUCCAGAAGGCUCCGUGAACUAGCUGGAAAUGCCACGGGAGCCUCACCUCCUCUCUCCCCGAAUCGGCCCAACCCUAUGCAACGCAUUCUUCAACCGUUCCAGCCAGGUUCAAAGCCUCCAUUCUCUGCAACCCCACCUCUUUCCACCUCUCAGUCACCUUCUGGUUCGAGGUCUACCCCCAACGCCACAUCCAACACAGUUCAACCAGGCACACCAUUAAAGGCAAAGUCUUGUGAGUUCUGUGGGAAGACUUUCAAGUUCCAGAGUAACCUUAUUGUGCACAGACGUAGCCACACAGGGGAAAAGCCAUUCAAGUGUCAUCUGUGUAACCACGCAUGCACCCAGGCAAGUAAGCUAAAACGACACAUGAAGACACACUGUCAGAAUAAGUCCUUGGUGCUUAAUACCAAGUCAGAAGAUGGCCUUUCAACAGCCAGUUCGCCUGAGCCUGGUACCAGCGAGCUGAUGGGCAGUGCCACUGAUGCUCUCAAGUCAGUGGUAGCCAAGUUUAAGAGUGAAAAUAAUGGUCUGAUGGCUGAAAAUGGAGAAGAGGAAGAUGAGGAGGAGGAGGAAGAGGAGGAAGAGGAGGAAGAACAGGAAGAAGAAGAGGAGGAGGAGGAGGAGGAGGAAGAAGAGGGUGAAGAGGAGGAGAUGGAAGGUAAGCCUGUGGUUAGAGACAUCGAAGAGGACAGGAAUGACUAUCGCUUCAGCCUGAGGUUAGAAGGGGCCCGCCAUCACCAGAACAGUGUGGCCCUGCACCCUCGGCGUCGGAGCUCCUCGCAGGAGCCUCCUGAUGAUGACUCAGCGAUGGAGUCAGACCGGACCGAUGACGUGACCACGACAACAAUGAAUGGUCUGGCACCCUUAUCCACUGACGGCCUAUCCAGGAAGUUGUUGGGCGGAGGCAUUAUUAGCCCAGGCUCCCUGAGUCCUCUGUCUAAACGUAUCAAGGUGGAAAAGGAUCUAGACCCCCCGACACCCACUAUCGCAAACUCAGAAAACGUGUAUUCCCAGUGGCUAGCAGGCUACGCUGCCUCGCGACAACUCAAGGACCCCUUCAUCAACUUCACUGGUGGAGAUUCCAGACAAUCGCCCUUUGCCUCCUCAUCGGAGCACUCGUCCGAGAACGGCAGCUUACGCUUCUCGACGCCGCCGGGUGAGCUCGAUGGAGAACGGGCCGCUUCGGGACGCAGCGGCACGGGCAGCGGGGCCAGCACACCCCACGGCGGCAGCGGGAACGGCAGGCCGAGCUCCAAGGACGGCCGCCGGAGCGACACCUGUGAGUUUUGCGGGAAGGUUUUCAAGAACUGCAGCAACUUGACUGUGCACCGACGCAGUCACACUGGAGAGCGACCCUACAAGUGUGAGCUGUGCAGCUACGCCUGCGCCCAGAGCUCCAAGCUCACACGCCACAUGAAAACCCAUGGACAAAUGGGGAAAGACGUUUACAAAUGUGAAAUAUGCCACAUGCCUUUCACUGUCUACAGUACUCUAGAGAAACACAUGAAGAAGUGGCACAGUGACCGUCCUUUAGCUAACAACAUCAAGACUGAGUAGGCAAAGAACAGCAUGCUUUCUCUCUCAGCUCCUUUGGCAAAAUUUCAACCCUGGAUAUGUAGCCAACAGAUGAACGGAAUGGACUACAGGGUCAGACAACAGUACACAGUACAGCCCUGUUAUCGUUCCCAACCACUGGGGCAAUACUCGUGUAUGAAACAAAACGUUUUGAGCCUUUCUAUUGUGCAAUAAUUUACACAUUUUAUAUUUUUUUUUUCUAACUGGACAGCAUGCUCGGUGUAUUCAUGGCUACUCGAAAACUAUCAGUGACUGGUAGGUUUGGUUGUACUCGUGUUGCUGUUGAUCCUUUUGAUUUAGCCAACAUUUUGGAACCCUUGCUGCGGAAAGUACAUACUCUUUAACAUAUCAUGUACAGUUUGGUUUCCAAGCAUAGUGGAACAGUGUCAUAUUAUUCAAACUUCAAACAAAAAAAGCAGGGUCAUGUUUAAAACUGAUUUUUGUUAACGAUUUUCCAUGCGAAAUAGACGUAAAAUACCUAUAUGUACAUAAAUAUAUCUACAAGGAUUGGGCUGCCUAUGAAAUGCUAGGCACUAGCACCAUGACUUAUUUCUUUUAACAAACAAUGAAAAUAAUACUAUGGUGUAAAAUGACAACAAAGAGUGCCUUGGAUAUCUUACCUUCAUUAGUUAAUCCUCCUUUUGCUAUAAACUCGGCGUUUCAGAUGUAGAUGAUUACAGGACAUUUUGUGCACAUAUGGAAUUAAACAGGUCCUUGCAUCAAGCACCUGAACAACCCUGCCGUGUUGUGACUGAGCAGAGCAUUAAGAAACCAGUUGAAACAAAAUUGAAAAGAUUAAAAAAAAAAAAAAAAAAGAUUGUGUUUUUUUUUCUGGCCAAUCAUUUAUCUGCCUGACUGUAUAUUUUCAUUCUUCAGAUUGUCAUUCUGUUUACUGGCAUGUUACAUGCUCAAAAAGGUUUGUGGAGGUUUUCGUUUUCUGGUACAUGUGUAUCAUACUGAGAGGGUACUCUGUAGAGUUGUUUUAACCAACGUGAAGCUCUUAAUUUUCCAGAGUGGUUAUUUUCUUUGAAAAUGAAACUUGGUUUAUUUUUUUUUUGUGUGGUGUUUAACACAAUUGUUUAGUGUCAUCUGGGCAGUCUGUGUAGCCAUCAUUAACUUGAAGACCACAGAAUCGGUUGGAGUCUUUUUCACAUCAGGCAGGUUUUGAUUUUGGUGAUGGUGGGGAUACUUGGUGUGGUUCGAGGUUACGGGAAUGGUAUAACCAGAUGUUUCUACAAUUCAAAAGUUCUAUGCCCUCUUAAUUCUCUUGACAACAUUUUUUUCAAAAUCACAUUGGUCAUACAACUAAAAUAUAAAUUAUACAUCCUCCUCCACACACAUACACAUAGUAUUUUUUUUCUUUUUAGUUAAACGUUGUAACUCAUUUUAAUUGUAGUAUUUCCUCUCACCACCUUGCCAUUUUUUAAAAAAUGAUUAUAGCACUUGUCACUCUGCCUACAGUCUGUAUCUGUCUCUCUAAUCGGAGGUACAGUCGGUUGAGUAUAAAAUGAGGACCGGAUUACAUAUUCCGGACUAUUUACGUGCACUGUUCCAUUUCCCCAGUUUACAGGUGGAUGCUCUCGGGAAAAACUUGGCUCUUGUGCUGAUCAAUGCAGUAACUGUGGUGUCAUUUAAAAAUAGACUAAAAAGAACUAAGCUGAAUUGAAACUAAACAAAGUUGAACAUGCUUUGCUAAAUAUGUCUUGACAGCAAAACCUAACUCUGGUUGAAUUGGGUAUCGAUGCAGAAAAUGCUAUUGAAAUGUCCCAUUAUAUUAUCCUUAAAAUAUACCCUUCAGUACAGUAAAAACUUAAAAAACGUACUUCUUUUUUUUUUUUUACAAAAUAAUUUGUAUUGCUGAUUUUUUUUUUUAAGUACAUGUAAUUUUCUUACGGGAAGAGUUUAUUUAAAUUGUGUUUUUGAUUUGUGUUGUUGAUUCUCUUUGUUGUCUUGUUGACAUUCAGGACUUGAUCACUCUGUAUUGAAUUGUAAUGAACAUGGCUUGUAUAAUUUUUUUGCCUUUACUGUACACGCAUCUUCAGGUUGAACAAAAUAUUUCGCAAUGGGGGAAAUAUAUGAUAAAUAAAUAUAUAGAGAGAACUUAAACACAUAGGAAGAUGCACACUCAUGUAAGUUCCUAAGUUCAAAAUACAUUUAUGGUUGACUUUUUUGUAUUUAGAAUUGCAUUUGAAAUUAAUGUUCACUUAGUGUAGGCACUUAUAGUAUUUAUGUUGGAGCCUGUAUUUUUAAUGGUUUUGCCUGUACUCUUUAAAAGUUUCAAUGUACCCUUUUUUUUCUGUAGUGAAAAAAAAUCCCAACAAGCUGCCACCGUAUAUUUUCUUAAUUUGGCAGGAUAAUAUAGUGUGAAUAAUUUGUAUGCUUGAAAAUAAUGUUUUUCAAAACUAAAAUGUUGUGGUGUUCUUCAAGGGUGAGAGGUCAUAUGAUGACUUUUUCAGGCAGUCCUGCUGGACUUACCACAAUGAGGUAAAAACAGGUGGUUGUACAUAUCCUUUUUUUCUAUGUUUUUCUCCUGCCAUUUUAUAUGCAGUAAUACAAGCUAUUGUUGGGUUUUAUUGUUAGCCAACUUUUUACUGUCCUUAAGCAUGUACCACCUGAUAACAUUCCAGCUGUUAAUGAAACGUGUUUUUUUUUUAUAUGCAAUCAGUCCAUCAUAAAUCUGAAAAGCAAUUUUUUUUUCUUUUGCUGAAUUUUGUUAUUUGGAAUUCAUUUCCUGUUGUAUUUUACUUUGCCAAAACAACCACCGUGCUUGAUUUACAUAGGGUACAUGUCAUACCAUAUGCAAGUUAUAUUGUCAAUAUGAGAAAAUGAUGAAUGAAAAAGAGGUUUGCUCCAUGUUGUAAUAGCAGAUGGUUCUGAUCCCAGUCUGUGUUCUGUACUCUUAUCUGCUCUCAAGUGAACUUGAAGUUGACAUUGGUUGACAUUAUUUAUUAUGACUGUACACCCACAUUCAGUAUAUGCUCUGCUGAGAACAGCGUCACCCAAAAUGCGUCUGUUUAUUCACCGCCAGCCCUUCCUUUGUGAUGAAUUCUGUUGGCUUGGUUUUUGUCUUUGAUGACCAAAAGGUCACAGAUCAACAUUUAAGAGUUCCCGUUCAGCAUACAAUCGUUAUUAUUUUUCAGUUAUGGAAAUGCCACUGUUUUCAGCUGUUGCCUGCAUUUUUCUCUUCACUCAGCCAUUUUGUCUUGGGAUAAAAUAAAACGUAUGACAUACAUACA
Molecule: messenger RNA, 6246 nt
Organism: Syngnathus typhle (broad-nosed pipefish)
Lineage: Eukaryota; Metazoa; Chordata; Actinopteri; Syngnathiformes; Syngnathidae
Product: B-cell lymphoma/leukemia 11A-like
Exons: 3
Coding region: 545-2992 (815 amino acids)
Biological process (GO): negative regulation of dendrite development; regulation of transcription by RNA polymerase II
Cellular component (GO): nucleus
Molecular function (GO): DNA-binding transcription factor activity; RNA polymerase II cis-regulatory region sequence-specific DNA binding
Source: RefSeq, a predicted model, not a curated record